AUGCUCGCUCUCGACGUACCGUCGGUUGAUUUGGUCCUCCGGGCUUUCAAGCUUGUAGAAGAGCGGUUUGACGGCCCUGCUGCCUCCGACUUGAACAAUUGGAACAUCCAUAUCAAGGCCGACAAAUUGAUAUCCACCGAAGAAAUCAAGAUUUCUAACAAAUCCGGUGUUCAAUGCAACCUGUGUGGAAUGUCCAAGAACGGCGUGAAGAAAAUUCGUUUACUAGAAGAUUAUACCCGUGUAAUCUCGGUCGGUAUUUCCAGUAGCUGUACCAGUGUAGCAGCACGACAAAUGUUGUCGGAUGGUUGGACGACUUCCACAGUCUGA
Aspergillus oryzae RIB40 is the source of this 327-nucleotide messenger RNA. RefSeq lists its product as uncharacterized. Lineage: Eukaryota; Fungi; Ascomycota; Eurotiomycetes; Eurotiales; Aspergillaceae. The coding region runs from base 1 to 327 and encodes 108 amino acids. The transcript has 4 exons. The record is from RefSeq and is a predicted model, not a curated record.